AUGGUCUCUUUCACCAAGCUUUUCACCGCCGGCCUAGUCGCCACCUCGGCUAUGGCAGCCCCCAUGGAGGUCAAGCGUUUUGCUACACCCCCAGCCAACAAGCGUGGUGCCGCCUACAAUGAUGUCGCUGCCGUUGAUCCCCUCGCCAACAACGGCGGUAUCUCAUGGGCCUAUGACUGGGCCGGCUCCAUUUUCGGCAUCCUGCCCUCGGGCGUCGAGUUCGUUCCUAUGCUCUGGGGUGCAAAGGACUUUGGCGGCUGGAUCACCACCAUCGAGACCGCACUUUCCAGCGGCAGCCAGUACAUCCUAGGAUUCAAUGAGCCCGACAUGCCCUCGCAGGCCAACAUGAGUCCCGGUGACGCUGCCAGCUUCUACAAGACCCACAUCACUCCCUUCGCUGGCCAGGCCAAGCUCAUCUCGCCUGCCGUGACCUCCUCCACCAACACCGGCAUGGGUCUGAGCUGGUUCGAGUCCUUCAUCGGCAGCUGCGGCGGCUGCGAUAUCACUGGGUUGGCCGUUCACUGGUACGGCAACACUGCCGAUGAGUUCAAGUCCUUCGUCACCCAGGCCAUGGACACUGCCAGCAAGUACAAUCUGGAUGAGCUCUGGAUCACUGAAUUUGCUCUCAAUGCUGAUGUCAAUGGCUCUUCCGAUUUGGCCACAACUACUGCUUUCCUCAACGAUGUCAUCCCGUGGUUGAACCAGCAGGAUGGUGUCACUCGUUACUCAUACUUCAUGGCUGCUGAUCGGUACCUGCUCAGCGGCAACACCCUUAACCAGGCUGGCCUGGCAUAUGUCUCCCAGUAG
This is a messenger RNA of Penicillium bovifimosum, 807 nucleotides long. Its product is annotated as glycoside hydrolase family 128 protein. NCBI's taxonomy places the organism in Eukaryota, Fungi, Ascomycota, Eurotiomycetes, Eurotiales, Aspergillaceae. Gene Ontology annotation, cellular component: fungal-type cell wall. The record is from RefSeq and is a predicted model, not a curated record. Gene Ontology annotation, biological process: fungal-type cell wall polysaccharide metabolic process. The coding region runs from base 1 to 807 and encodes 268 amino acids. The transcript has a single exon.